UGAAUGGUGGAGCAUUGACAAGACGUUGACAGACAGAUAGCUGGCAGUAGAAUCCAUCUGAAAUCAAUUCCUUCCUGGCCCUAAAAAAUAUCGAAUUAAGAAUUCUCUCUAACUUCUGUCUUCCUUUCCUGCAACAGCAUCCACAGGACCCAAAAAAGACUACUGGUGCAACGCAACUGCGUUGAUACCGAGGAAUUGCGAUUUGUGAUCGGCGAAGAGGGUGCGACGGUGGGGAGUAGCUGAAAUUUCGCUGAAGUCUGGAAAGGUUCGUCUUGGACCUGCCAAGUGAAACAUGUCCAGAGUCUUCUCCACCAGCCUCCGUUGCCGGUUGCCCGUCCUGCUCUUCGUCUUUCAAGGCGUCCUCCUCUUCAUCUUUGUGCUGUUCUCAACGUACGACCGACACACGGAUGCUGCCGGCCAGCCUGCCGACGUUGACCCAGCUGGCAACCAGCUCUACGUCUUCUUCUCUCUUUUCCAAGACAUUCAGUUGAUGUUGUUGGUGGGCCUCGGGUUGCUGCUGGCGUUUAUGAAAGGCUACGGUGUCAGUGCCGUGGCCUACAACUUCCUCUUGUCCAACUUCUGCAUGCAGUGGGCCCUGAUUGUGCAAGGGUUUCUCUACCACUACCACGAGGGAAAGAUCCAUCUAGGCCUCUAUAACCUCCUGACUGCUGAGUUUGCCACCGUGACUGUUCUCAUCUCCGCAGGCGCCAUCUUGGGCCGAACGAGUCCCAUCCAGCUUCUCCUCAUGGGCUUCUGUGAGGUGCCCCUCUACGUGGCUUCUGAGUGGUUAGUUUUAAGCUACUUCCGAGCGGUCGACAUUGGAGGAAGUGUAACCGUCCAUGUCUUUUCUUGCUAUUUUGGCCUGGGGGCCUCCAUAGCUUUGUAUCGGUCAGGACUCCAGACUGGACACCCCAAGGAGACUCCUUCUUACAUCUCUGAUCUUCUCUCCUUGGUGGGCGCCAUAUUCCUUUGGGUCUUUUGGCCCAGUUUUGUUUCUGUUCUUGUCCAUCCGGGCGACGGCCAGCAUAGGGCUGUGCUACACACCUGGAUUACCCUCAGUGCUAGCGUCUUGACCACGUUUGCCAUCUCCAGCCUCUUGGAGAAGAAGGGCAAAGUCAGCCUGGGCCACCUGCAGAAUGCCACCUUGGCUGGAGGUGUGGCCAUUGGCACAGUAGCCGACAUGGCCAUUAAUCCAGGUGGGGCUUUUCUUUUGGGGAUCCUGUCAUCCGUGGCCUGCAUCCUUGGCUUCAAAUAUAUGACCCCCUUCUUGGCUAACAAACUCCAUAUUCAAGACCAGUGUGGGAUCCACAACCUUCACGGUCUUCCGGGCAUCAUUGGAGCCGUCGCUGGGAUCGCGGCCAUUUUGUUAGUCCCAGAUGAAGCCUAUGGCCACCAGCUUUACCACGUCUUCCCCGCGAGGAGUCCACUGUUACAAAAUGCCACCGUGGAGACCACGUUCAUUGGAGAAACCUUGGGAAGGAGUGCUUCACAUCAGGCUGUUUUUCAAGCUGUAGGCCUCGGCGUCUCGAUCAUCGUGUCCCUCGUCGGAGGUUACCUCACGGGGUUGCUUUUAAAACUCCCCUUCUUGGCCCAGCCCCCUGACCAAUUCUGCUUUGAUGAUGGGCUUUAUUUUCAAAUCCAGAAGCCCCUUGAGACCUUGAGUGAGGAGCGUGGGGAGGGAAUAGGGAUUUUGAGUACUGAGCAUAAAAAGGACGGGGAGAAUUCUUUACGGCAUCUUAAAUUCUUUGGGAAAAAGAAAAUGGGACAGAAAUAA
Messenger RNA from Pantherophis guttatus, 1774 nucleotides. The record is from RefSeq and is a predicted model, not a curated record. Lineage: Eukaryota; Metazoa; Chordata; Lepidosauria; Squamata; Colubridae.